Trichoderma aggressivum f. europaeum is the source of this 2448-nucleotide messenger RNA. RefSeq lists its product as uncharacterized. Gene Ontology annotation, biological process: poly(A)+ mRNA export from nucleus. Gene Ontology annotation, cellular component: nucleus. NCBI's taxonomy places the organism in Eukaryota, Fungi, Ascomycota, Sordariomycetes, Hypocreales, Hypocreaceae. The transcript is spliced from 5 exons. The record is from RefSeq and is a predicted model, not a curated record. The coding region runs from base 1 to 2448 and encodes 815 amino acids. Gene Ontology annotation, molecular function: protein binding; RNA binding.
AUGUCCCCUAUGCAAACAAAGCGGGUCCCGAAACAAACAUCAAAUCCUCUACAUACACCAGUCCAAGCCUUGUUUUCUUCUUCUACAACCAUUUUCCAGGGCGAGGCUGCACGACAACGCCGCCUGAGCAUCUCUGGAGUGUUCUCGUACGACUCCCUAUAUAACAGGACUCGAGUCCUCUCUCAGCGACCAGAAUUUUCGCCUUCUUUCAGCACAUCCCGCGCUUUCUGGGAGAAUCAGCCGCCGCGACAGAGUUUCAAGAGGCCACCGCGGCUUCGCCUGAUCUUCCCGAGUCUCCUGCGCUCCUUUGCCAGGCGAACGCAACUCUUCACUGAAAUAAAACAACAAAAACAACAUCUCGCGCCUCUCAGAACAUUUAGCGAAACCAGCGUCACAGCUGCUAGCAAGGAAGGUCAAGUCCCAACCAUCGGGGCCGACCCGACGAAGGAACCAUCAGCAGCGCCGCGCGGGCUCAACAUCCCUCUUCCGCAGCCGACUCUCACAUCCCACCGUUCAGACUACAAAGUUUUCGUGGACCAUUUGCGACCAUGGCUCCUCGCGGGAGAGGUCAGUCGACUCGAGAGGCUCGAAAUCCCCUGGGCGCAAAAUCAAGCUCCAGGGGCGGCAUUCAGAAGCGAAGAGGCCCGACGAGAGUCGACACCGAUGGAGAUCUCGACAUGGACGGCCCAUCAAAGCGGCCAAACAGAGGUCCUGCGACCGAAACAAGCGGUGGCAGAGGCAGACCCUCGGGAAGAGGAGGUCCACAGCCAUCUAGGGGGGCUGCCAAGGCCAACAAGAGGUCGAGGCGGCCAAAUCGAAGGGCUUACUUGGCUAAGGGUUCGUGGCCUCAAACAAAGCAAGGCUGCGUCCAAUUCAGAUGGGGGCCUCUCUGACCUGCUGGGCUUCUUGGAAAGGAAAGCCUCUUCCCUCGGAACUGGACGGAAACGACACAUUACGAUUCGAAAGUCACAGAGAGCUGGGGAAUACGUUUUUGUGGGGGCCAACAAGGAGGACGCGGAGGAAAUUCUCAAGCUCAACAGGUUUACAUUUGCCGGCGUUCAGCUGGAGGUGGUAGAGUCUAACGCUGACUUUGAGCCGUCAAGCAAGGCGACAGAGUCACCGGAGACGGCAGAGCUACGCGCAAAACUUCAGUCGAUUCUCAGUCAACGCUAUAUUGGCGAAAACAAACUACUCAAGCUCGACGCUCUGGCCUCUGACCCCGAGCUAGUCACUCUUGGCAUGUUUGAAACCCGAGAGAGGGCGCUCAAGACCUUCAAGGGCCUCAUGGCAAUCUGCGAUGGUCUCUUCAAAACGGCUCAGGAAAAGAAGGACGCGAUUCACAGCAUCAGCCUCGCUAAUAACAGCAUCGACAAUGUUACCCAGGUGGAGUCCGUAGCAGCGUCGUUCCCACAGCUAAAGAACCUGGACAUGAGUAGCAACCAAGUCAGCAACAUGGACGGACUCCAGCGAUGGAAGGGGAGGUUUCAAGAGCUCGAGACCAUUUACAUGGCCGGGAACCCGAUCGAGGGGACAGAUGCCAAUUAUAAGGCUACUCUCCUCGAGUGGUUCCCCAAGCUCCAAAAUAUCAACGGGGUUGAACUUCGCACUGCGCAGCAAAUUGCCGAGCAAGAGGCCGCCCGACAGCCAAAACCGAUCCCUCAGAGUGGACCUGACUUCCGGGAUGUCAACGGCAUUGGCGAACAAUUCCUACUCGAUUUUUUUGCAGCAUACGACACCAAUCGCGAAGGACUUAUAUCCAGGCUAUACGACGCUGGCAGUCAAUUUUCCUUGGCCGUGGACGCUGUUUCGGUCAGGGACCCAAACGCACCGCCUCCACUACCUUGGGCUGCCUAUAUCAAAUCAUCGCGCAACUUGAUAAAAAUCAGCACCCACCACGCCAGAUCACAACGACUAUUCAAGGGGCAGUCGAUCAUCAACGACCUGUGGAAGGAACUCCCUAUGACCAAGCACCCCAACAUGAAGGAGGAGCUGAGCAAAUAUAUCAUGGAUUGUCAUCCGCUGCCAGGUCUGGCCGACCCCACAGGUCAAAGCCAGCUGGGUGUCGAUGGCUUAAUCCUUGCUGUUCACGGCGAGUUCGAAGAGUACGACCAGAAGUCGGGAACCACUGGCAAGCGUAGCUUCUCUCGCACUUUUGUGCUCGGGCCAGGCCUAUCCGGAACCGCUCCGAUCCGAGUCGUCAGCGACAUGCUGUCUCUGCGAGCGUACAGCCCCCUUCCAAACGUAUUUGUCGCACCUGCACCGGCCCCCGUGGAUGCGGCAAACCAGCAUCAAGCAAUGAUUGCCGAGCUGUCAAAACAAACGGGCAUGGUGCCUCAGUACUCAGAAAUGUGCCUGUCACAAGUCGAAUGGGACUUUGGCAGAGCCUUGGUCAUCUUCAACGAGAAGAAGACACAACUACCACCGGAAGCAUUCGCAGCAGCCGUCUAG